CUGGCAGUAUGUCGCCCCCCCCACUUAGUGACAAUGAAAUCACACAGACCAUCUUCCUCCUCCUAUUGGCUGGUAAGCUCCAUGGUGAUGCCCUGUGAUUGGGCAUGCCCAGCAUGCACUCCUGGCCAAUCAGGUUCACUGUAUCCAAGAGACUGAAGCAUGUAAGGCUAUUUAAAUCCAACCAGAGACUCACAAGAUUGUUCAGAUGUAUAUUUCACAGUGUAAAAAAUAAAAAGCCAGGGGGAAAAGGUUUACGAGUGGACGAAUGUGCAAAUCCAGACAGACCUGAUUGGUGUUUAAAGUGGUCGGCCCAUCUAGAUGGGUUAAAGAGACCCAGAGUGAAGCGUGAGUUGAAUGAAUGAACUUCUGCAUCAUGUACUCCUCCUGAACUCUGAGUUUAUCCAUGAAUUUUCGACCAAAUUCUACCUACUUUUCUGCACUGACGCUUGAGUUGCAGUACAUGAAGCUUGAGGAGAGCAGGGAUGGCUUGUUUAAAUCGAAUGGACAGAGGAAGUAAAAGCUGGGGGUCUUUUCUCCUGUACAGCUACAAUAUGUGUCAGUGGGGGCAGCCAACUAUUGGUCUUUCAUGUGGAGCAGGAAUGUUACAUCAAAGACCAACUUGCAGUGGACCACAACUACUGAGUGCAACUCGCUGAUGAACAUAGCGUAAGUCUGCGGCCAUCUUGUGUCUACUCGUUUUUUGAAACGUCAUACUUUGUGUAACUACUGCAAAAUGGCGGACAAAUCAGAAUGCUGAGCUGACAACAAAAAUUCUGUUCUUUGUCAUAUUGUAGAUGAUCUUAAUUUUGUGUAUACUGCUAAUACGAGAGAGUAUAAUUUAUUCUUAGUGAUGAACUUUGAUCUGUAUCUUUUGUUGAAUCACAUUUUCAGCCAAUAUUUACCCGGGAUAAAUACUUUUGUAACAUUCAAUAAAACUGAAAUGAAGUUGACAAAAUAUCUUUCUUUUAUUUAGCUUAUACUGUACUGGUUUCCCACACAUGUUGUUCUGUGUCAUAGGGAGUUGUUAUGUCAAGAGAACAUGAUAUCUGGCUUACAGGAUUAUGGAGAGAGACCUGGUUUUUAACAGGAAACAGAAGAGAGGUGAGAGCAGACUACAGCUAUGAUCGCUGUCCCCAGUCACAGUAUAUCCAUAACAACAACAGAACUACACUGACUGUCUAUAUCUGAAUGGCAGUCAGAAAGUAAUAGCAAAAAAAGAGUACUCAGAACACCAGAGACCUUGAAGUGUAGGGUAAUUAAAGCAGUUCAAGAUACUCUUUGCUUAAUAUCUCUCACUGUUUCUCUGUGAAGUCAUUUGUAAUCUCUCUGCUUCACUGAUGACUCUUGCUGACAGUUGCACUAGGUUUCAAGCUGCUACUGAACAGCAAUGUAAUGAUGAGCAAUUACUUUUAAAUGAGCUAAAUUUGUCUCUUUUUAUUAGAGCUGUUUGUUUCCUACUCCAGUGUGGUACUUAUUUGUGACCUUUGUUAAUCAGCUUUAUUGAAUUAUGUCCAAAAAAAAAUCUUGACAUGUUUUCUCAACAAAAUAUAGUCACUCUAAUGAGAAACUUUCUCAGUAUUGUAAGAUAAAUAUAUACGGUGCAAUAAAGAGUGAGGUCACAUUACAUAUGUGCGUCUGAGCAUUCAGCAUUUUGUCUUUAUAGUUGCACUCCUUCAAACAUGAUAAGAAUUUUUCAAUUUUGUAAUGGGCUUGAAUUUGGGCAUAAGGUCAUGGUUUAUACAGCAAUAAAAUUAUUUAUAAAUAUAAAUAUACAUUUUCUCUAACACAUUGCAGUGCCCAGGAUUAGUCUAGGAAUUAAGGUGAAGGGUAAUUCUAUUCGGAUGGUCAAAGAAAGUUUUAUGAGAAACUAGGAGAUGUAAGUUUACCAUUGUAAUUACAAUUUGUAUGUAAUUAUAUGUAAUUUAUUUUUGUUUGUUUAAAUUUGAUUUUAUUAAUACAUGCAUCUUUACACCAAGGACUACAAUGGAAAUAUGUCAUUUAUACUGUGAAACUGUUCACAUUUGUGUAGUUUUAAAUACACUCUUUCUUUUAAUGUCAAUGUACUUCAGUCCAGGACAAGGACUGUUACAUCAGAUUACAUUAAAUAAAAAAUACUUAAGACAGGCUCCGUCUUUUUCAACCUCCUGUCAAAUCAUUUAAAUGAAUUCAAAUGUCAUUUAACUAAAUUAUCCAUCACAUACACUGCCUAUAUAUAUAAAGACGAUUAGUAACACGCCUUAAAUCAACAAAAAAAGUAAUGCUGGGUCCUUUUUCUGAAAGUUUGCAUCCUAGAAUUACCUUCUCAACUGGUAAACGCGCGUCACCGUUACGCGCGAGCCUUCCGCUGCUCGUGCACGUGUUCUCCUCAGGCUAGUUAGUUGCAAGCUGGAAAACUUCACAAUUUCCCACAGAUUUCAGGUGUCAUAAUUUUUCUAUGUCGUCUGAGGAAGGCGACUUCAGGAGCUGGAGUGGUAACUAUUCCAAACUGUUUCCUGCAGAGGAUUUUACCGGGGUUUACGGUAAGUUUUCUAGUUAAUUCAAGAUAUUGGUUUAACUACAGUAGAUAGGAUUUCAUUCAUACCUGCCCUUCUGAUCCUCAGCUCUUCUCCGUCUGGUCCUGUAAAAGUUGGAUACACUCACUACAGAGCAGAAGUUAUUAACCGUUCUUAGAGCCAGUUAAUAAUAAAGACUUAAGCUCGUUUUCUAAAAGGUUAUUUUGUUUCCUGGGUUUGUUGUCCAAGCUAUCACCGCGGCAUUUGGUCACCAUGGAGACGGAGCGUGAACCCGCAGAAGGACUGCUGUUCAUUCACUCGCAUUGUAGUUUUGGACUCUUUAAGAAGACAAAACCAAAGCAUUAUAUUUUAGAUUUUAUCAUAUUUUAACCAUUGUAAAUACAGCCAUUAUGAUCAGUUUUUGCACCCUAACUUCAUAGUAACUGCACUUUUCCAGUCUUAGAAAAAUUACAUUUUGACUAUCACAUGGUUGCUCUCUAUUUAGUACCUCACCAGGUAGCCUGUGACCAAUGGAUGGAAAAAGAAAUACUAUCCAGUCAUCAGUGGCGACUGACUGAGAAGGCUACAUUUACAAUUUUAAAGCACUUACUUCACUUACUUUUAAACCCUCAUUUUAUGCUACUCAGUACUUAUACUCCGCUACAUUUCAGGGAGAAAUAUUGUGCUCUUUACUGUGCUAAUCAUCUGACAGUUAGGGCUGCAACUAAUGAUUGAUCCUCUUUUUCUGGCAAUUGAUCAGGUAAUUGUUCUGUCAAUAAAAUGUCAGAAAAUAUUGAAAAAAGCCUAUUAUAAUUUCAAAUAGCCCAAUUUCAGUUUCAAAUCACUUGUUUCAUUCAACCAGUGGUCCAAGGUUCAAAUACGAUCAUUUAUGACAAGUAAAACAUCAAUUUAUGUACAUUUGGGAUUGUUGUAGCUCCACUGACAAUUACAUCCUUUUAAGAUUUAACACAAAAAACAACUUAUGAUUAUGCUGUAAAAUAUGAUGCACUGUUAUAUUUUAAACUAGCCAAUGAUGUAGAGAGUAGGUAAAAUAAAUAAAUAAAUAAUAAAUAAAGUAUUACUCAAUGAAUCUAUUAAUUGAUCAACAUAAAAUUAUUUGACAAAUGUUUUGAUAAUUCAUUAAUCAGUUAAACUCUGUUUUCUGUUUGUUCCAGCUCCUUUUUAAAUGGGGAUAUUUGCUGCCUUUCUCUGUAUAUCUUUGGGUUUGGAAACUGUGAUAAAUAAAUUUAAAAAAAAAAAGGUGAAGGAUUUGGAUAAUGGAUAUUUUUCAUAGGACCCUCGGAAGCAUUUCACACCUACUGUUCAUUUUCUGUUCUAGCAUUAUCAAAAUUUUUUGUUUUCCAUUAGUGAUACACCCUAUAACCACUCGCAUAAUGAAGUCAAACCACUGAAGUCAUUUGCAGUCUGUCUUGGCAAAUGUCACACAGGCCUAAAUGGCCUCGAUGGAGAGGAAACAUGAGAUUUGCACCCCCUUCAUUCCGCGGCGCAGUGCUUUGACGAAAACGAGUGCAGAGAUUGUCAGUGAAGCCAGACAAUCCCUGAGAGUUCAAUCCACCCAGCGACCAUUUACUCCCAGAGAUGGACACAGGCAGCUUUUUGGAAAGAGUUCUGUUCGUGCAGAUCGUGGCAGCAGACCUCCAUCUGCCUUUAGUCUUCAUACUCAAAAUUUUGAUGCUCCUGAUUCAAGGCCAGGUUCAGGCACUCGCCUCUCUCCACUGGACCAUAAGCCAAAGUUUCCAGUCCCCUGUGAUGCUGAGGAUGCAUUCAAAGCCUUUCCCAAACCUCCUGCUGACCCACUGGAAGUGAAGAAGGGGCUGGCAGGGGCACGGGUGCGUCUCCUCAGGGCUGGAUCUCUCACCACAUUGCCUCCUGUAGAGGGACACACAGAUGCGACAGAGAGAGUAAACCCAGACCCAGGACAAAAGCAGCUGUCAGCUAAACGCUUGCCCGCUACAGAUCACACCAAGGUCCAUGGUGGUCCCUGCAAACCUGGCCCACACAGAGCAGCAAGUGAAAGGAGAAUAAAGCAGCCUGGUGUUGACUCAGGACUUAGACCCGCAGACUGCACAACAGGACGGAGAACAGAGCUGGGGGACGGAGACGACACCACAAGCAAAGAGGAGGAUGCAGAGUCAUUGAUGUGGAAUAACAAGAUUGGUCCUCUUCUCCAAGAGCUGGAGACUGUGGCUGCAGGCAGCUCCGAGGCCUCGGUGGACCGUCUGUGUGAUUUGUGUGACGGCCUCCGUGGCACCUUGGCAGAAGCGGACAUGCUCGGCCGACGUUGUAAGAGGAGGUCUGGGAUCCUUCGAGCGCUGUUCCACCUCAUCGACCUCAACUCUGCCCAGCUCAACCUGCACAUCGCCAAGCUCUGCCUCGCUCUGUGUGUCAGUGGAAACAACCUGCUCAACAUCUGUAAGCUCAUCUUCCAGAUCAGCCGCAGCGAGAGCAACGACAUCCUCUUCCAGAACAACUCUAUUAUAGACUCGUUGCUGGGCGUAUUGAGCAACGAGGAUGUGUCUACAUCUGGAGAAGCUCUCUUGUACUGCGUCGGGACUCUGAAAUUUCUCUCAGGAAACAGUGCAAUCCUCAGGCUCCUGCUGGACAAGAACUGUGUCGGCGUGGCUCAGAAACUCAUCCAGAGGCUUCACACGGUGGAAGAGACCCACUUCACUAUGGCAGGGCACAUCCUUGUACAGCUGACCGCGACCCUGAGGAACCUCGCCGAUCAUCCCGAUUCCCGUCCACUCUUUGUAUCCUUCUCUGUCCUGUCACAGCUCUGUCUGGUGCUGCGUCACCACCGCAAAGACCAGGACAUCUGCACCAACAUUUCCCGAAUAUACAGUAAACUCUCCUCUUACUCGGAGUGCCGCCUCGCCCUGGCCCAGACCCCCGACUGCUACCGACUAUUUUUAGAACUGCUGAGCAAACAUCACCAAAAACAGGACCUCGUCGUGCGCCUCCUUUUCACCCUCGGGAACCUCACGGCCAAAGGCGAGGAGGCCCGGCAGGAGCUCUACCAGUGCAAGGGCUGCAUGGACACGCUCCUCCGACUGUACGACAGCUACCAGAGAAGAGAGACAGGCGUCCCUUCCUCCAGCAAACCUCCCGUGAACACACAGGAGGAUGACGAUGUGCUGGUGAAGCUGGUCAGGGUGCUGGCGAACAUGUGCAUCCACCCGGCUGUGGGUCCAGCCCUGGCAAGCAACACGACCUUCAUUCAGCUUCUGAUGGAGACACUGGAGUUGAGAUCUGUGCAGGAGAGCGAGGAGCUGCUGGUGAAUGUGGCCGCAACCAUCAACAACUUGUCGUUCUACCAGGAAGAGAGCUCUGCAAUAAGACACAGUCGACUCACUAUCUCAAACCUAAUGUUGAAGCUGGUUCUCAGCUACAGUAUGGACGCCAUGCUAGAGGCCACCCGUGUGUACGGAAACUUGUCGCAGUCCAAGGAUGUGCGGGACUUUAUUAUUCAAAACAAAGUGCACCAGUUUGUAGUGACGCUGCUCGACUCAAAAAGCACUGAGAUGUGUUUCUCAGCCUGCGGGGUCCUCACCAACCUGGCUCUGGACCCUCCAAACCGGGUCAGUCUCUCACUAGAGGCGGCUGCUGCCAAGCUAGUGGACUGUCUGAGAGACUUGGGACCAGGUGACUGGCAGCUGGCGGGCCAGGUUUGUCAGGCAUUGUGGAACCUGAUCGGCGGAGGUUCAGAGAAGCUCCUGGAUACACAGGAGACAGAGUCCCUGCUGGAGGUCCUCAUUACGUACUCAGAUGAAGAGGAGGCUCUGAAGUGGAUAGAAAAUGCAGAUAUGAGGGCUUACCACAAGGAAUGCUGGGAACUGGAGUUCCUGCCUGUAGCACAAAAACUGAUGAAGACGCUCCAGCCUCCGGACCUGAUAGAAUGACACACAGAGACACAGAGUUAAGAGUCAUGUUGCCAUAGAAACAAAUCCUUUAUCCUCUAUAAAAACAGUAGAGGAUGAAGUAUUUGCUUCAUCUUAUUUGUAUCAAACACUCACCUGCUGUACGUUUGAAACACGGCUGUAAAAGGUAAAAAGUAAACUUCUUACAGGUAGUUUUAAGGCCUACAGACGGUCAGUGUUUCGUACUCAAAGCAAUAGAUUUCCAGUUGAAAAGCUUUAAUAGCUGAUAAAGGUAAUUAUGCAAAAUAAAAGCAGCUGUAUCCAUGUGAAUGUGAAAAUGACUGGAUUUCUUUCUCAGUUCUUGUCUAUAGACAAAUACUUGCACUUCAGAUCAGUAACAGUUUAUAUUUAUUUUCUUAACAUUUGGUCUUAUCAAUACCAGCCUUUUUUUAUUUGUGAACAAUUUUAACCUUUUAUGCACUUUAACUUUCACUCCCAUAAAGCUUGCUGAAGCCUUAAUUUCUGGAGUCAAGUUCUUUGCACAUUUACAUAAGCAGAUUUCAUCUGUUUUGUGAGUACACUGUGUUGUUAUGAGAGCUUUAUGAUAAUGUAGACUUGAAAAAAGAUGACUAACCUCAUGAGCGAAUCUUGUAUUGUCUGUGGAUUGUGUGACAUUGGAACUUGUUCCUAAUAAAGCAGAAAGCCAGAAACGUUUUGCUUCUCAAAGCCUUUAUUAUUACACAGAUAUGAGGCCAGGCAGUGCUUACAAGUUACACCAAGUAGCCUAAAGUACAGCAUUUCAAAAUCACAUUGUUAUCACAUCGAAACAAAUCAGAAACGGCACUUAAUGCAAACACCCCCCCGCCCCCCCCCGGUGUUCCCCGAGAUCUUACACAAUAGUGACCUUAAAACAACCACAAGACAAGCCGAUGUCUCAAAAACCCCUAAACAAAUCAUUAGCCAGUGCCAAUAACACAACAUUGUUCUCUACACAGAAUUUCUCAGAUUGAUAUGAAAGACAGUUGGCUGGCUGAUAUCAAGGUUGCUCAAAAAGAUGCUUCCUAUGCCGCAUAUCAUCUGGGGAAGCCACCGAAAAUGUGAAGGCAGUUUGGUCAGUGGGGAUAACAGUGAGUUUCUGCUGGUGAUUGUGUUUUUGACAGACAGGCCUCUGCGGCCUCGAUGGGAAACACCCUGAAGUUCAGACAGAACAGGGAAAGUCAAGGAUUUUUCCCUGUGAGGUGCGAUGCGGAGGCAAACAGGAAAGAGAGGUAAGGUGUCCGACGAGGAAUUCCCCCUUAUAUCAUCCAAAUGUCGGUCAGGAUAAAAAGAGAGUCUUGGACCUUGACCAGACUUUGACCUCUCAAGCUUAUUAUAUACAGUAAAAUGAAAUUCACAUGAAAGUCCCUGGACUGCACUGAUGACAAACUGAACCAUUCCCCUGAGUUCAGCUUCCUGUUAAUGAAGUCAGCUUUGUUAUCAAAGUGAACUUUGGGAACAAAAGGUGUGAAAAUAUCACUCCAUGUCUUUUCAUGAGUCAUCUUUUGCAUGAGCACAUACUUACUAAUGUCCAUGGGUUAUCUAAUUUCCUGUACUUGUGCAACUGAGCAGUGGAAGUGAGCUGAUGGGGACAGUGAUUGUGCUAUGACUGUUGAUUCCUGAAUUGUGUAGGCCUCUCCAUAUCUAAUACAAUCUCUUUGAUGAAGCAAUGAAAUCAAACUGUUUAGGCGAAAACUACGAAUGAUACACAACAAUUCAAUAUCAUAGUUUAUUUUUUUCAUCUUUUUCAUAUAAUUUCAUAUAAAAAGUGUCAGUAACUGACAUCAGUCAGAAGUUUGGAAAAAAAACCUCCACUUCCUCUCAAACCACUUCCAAAUGUACCAUUCCUUUAUCAUCAUCACCUCCUCCUUCUCCUCCUCCUCGUCCUCCUUAUCUGGAUUUUACUCAUUCAUCUGUCUGAUGUUCUCAAUCCAACCUCAGGAGAAUGCAGUACUUUACUGGUUUUAGUAAACAAAAAACAAAAAAGGCAGAGGUCUCACACCUCUGUUCAAAAUAAAAAAAAAAGCUGCUUUUGCACUGGUUAGACUUCCCCAGCAGGGAAAUAAGCACAGCUACAACCUUUUGCGUUCGAACAGCCAUCGAGCGCAGUCGGCCCUGUGUGGACGAGCCAGACGUCCCCCAAGCAACGGGAACCGCGGCAGCUCGGGAAAAAAAAAAAAAAAAAAAAAAAAAAAGAGUCUUUGCUCACCAAAGAGCACUUCUUAUAUGUUUUAUAGAGAAAAACAGAAGAGGUAUUCAUUUACUGGUAAAAUUCACAAUCCAAAGCUUCGAAAGUGUUAGGGCGACCAGGCAGCUGGGAUAAGCGGAAGACAGAUAAAGGUGUGGUUAGGGCAACCGGAAGCAAAUCCCUCCUGGAAAACCUGGUUUCUAACUUUCUUUUUGAUUAGCUUUUUUUUUCUUUUUUUUCCCAUUACCAGAAAAAUAAAGACAUUAUCAU
Molecule: messenger RNA, 8864 nt
Organism: Lates calcarifer (barramundi perch)
Lineage: Eukaryota; Metazoa; Chordata; Actinopteri; Centropomidae
Gene: armc2
Product: armadillo repeat containing 2
Exons: 17
Coding region: 3947-6412 (821 amino acids)
Biological process (GO): sperm axoneme assembly; cilium organization
Molecular function (GO): protein binding
Source: RefSeq, a predicted model, not a curated record